Messenger RNA from Nothobranchius furzeri (turquoise killifish), 1830 nucleotides. RefSeq names its product DET1 and DDB1 associated 1 (gene dda1). Lineage: Eukaryota; Metazoa; Chordata; Actinopteri; Cyprinodontiformes; Nothobranchiidae. Gene Ontology annotation, cellular component: Cul4-RING E3 ubiquitin ligase complex. The record is from RefSeq and is a predicted model, not a curated record. Gene Ontology annotation, biological process: positive regulation of proteasomal ubiquitin-dependent protein catabolic process.
GACCACUUUCAAGGGCGUGGACACGUAAACGUAGCCAACAUGCUAACCGAAGAAGUCAUGUAAAUAGCUUUAGGAGCUUUUGCAGCGACAACUUGGAUUUUUUUUCUUCCAAAGACUCUGGUGACAUUUAUAUUACAGAUUGAAUAUAUGAUGGAAACAAACCCUAUUGUGUAAACGUGCUGUUUACUUUGUCAAGAGGAUACGUUAGUUUAGCUGUCUCGGUGAGCUAAUUUGUUAGCAAUCGCGGCCAUCACGAAGCAGCCCAAGAAAAGCUCUCAAGUCGACGUUUGAAAUUCUCCCGUCGUCAUGGAGAAGGCUGAUUUCUUGAAAGGACUUCCAGUUUACAAUAAGAGCAACUUCAGCAGAUUCCACGCAGACUCCGUUUGUAAAGCAUCAAAUCGAAGACCUUCUGUUUACCUUCCAACACGGGAAUACCCAUCUGAACAGAUUAUUGUAACAGAGAAAACAAACAUCCUCCUGCGCUACCUGCAUCAGCAGUGGGACAAAAAGCAGAAUGCAGCGAAGAAAAGGGAACAGGAUCAAGGAGAAGGCGACAGCCCUGCACCCCCGAGGAAGAUCGCUAGGACAGACAGCCAAGAGAUGAACGAGGAUUCAUAAGUGUGUGUGUGUGUGUGUGUGUAUGUAUGUAUGUGUGUGUGUGUGUUUGAGCUGAGCGAGUACGCUAAAGUGUGUAGAUGUAGGGGAGACUCAGACAUGACAGAGAAGGUCAGACGCUACUUUUAAAAACUCUAAACUUGUGUAGUUUUCUGUCCGCUGGAGAAGUCUGAUCAGUGUGAGCAUUUUGUUACUGUUAUAAUUUUAUUAUAAUACCUGUUAUUGUUGUUAUUGUUGUUGUUUAUGUAUGGCAAUGAGCUUCCUGCCGGCCACAGUGCCCACUCUGUUUCACUGCCCACUUUUUAUCCACAUGGGGGGGGGCAUUGUAACAUCUGGGGAAACUGUUUAGAUCCACAAACCCAAGACAGCACUGUGACAAGGAGCACAACGUUGCGCCAACUCUUCCUGUACCCCCCCCCCCCCCCCCCCCCCCUCCCCUUGCGUUUAAGGUCCUGCUCCGGGACUUGUGCUGGUGGGAUGUAAACUGGAUACUUCAGACUUAGAAAAGUGGGAUUGUCUCAAAUAUUAGAAACGGUGAAACAGGAAUCAUUUCUUCCUAAAAACCUCUUAAGUUGCACAACCUGGUAACAGCACAGAAUGAAAACUAAUGAGCAAUAUAAGGAAAAGGAUGAAGAAAGCUUUGUGUUGGGAGAAUCUCUCAUCAACACACCCAUGGGUAUGAUGAAAGCGCCCCGUUUCCUGGUGGAUCUGGUCCUGCAUGUUGUUGCUUUCUCUGUUUCCUCCAGAACCAGUUACAAAUUAAAGCUGGUGUUGUAUUGUGUGACUUAGAAAAGGCAUCAGCCAGGAGGCCUUACCAUGUCUUGUUUGGAUCUACUCUCCCCCCCCCCCCCGGCGUAGCUGCAGAGUUCACCUCAUCGGUGUGAUAAGCAUGUACAGCAACAUGCAGUAGCCCGCCCGCCUCCUUUCUCCUCAUUCUGUUUAUUACAGCAUCAUAAACCGCAACACUGACUAAAGCGUCUCAUUCUUAUCGCUGCCCUGCAGAUCCUCAUCAAAGCCUCCUGUUCCUUUUGUCGGUGGAAGCUGCGGUGUAGGUGGACCGUGUGUUUCCACCUGCAGGGGAAACACCCCGCUUGUUUUUCACGUUAAGCUUCUGUUCUGAUAGACUGUCGGGCUACACCCGAAGCCUGGCCCAUCCUGCGUGUUCGGUCAGAUGUUCUUUUAGGCUUUGCUUAAAUAAAGCUUGACUGAAAACUG